Molecule: messenger RNA, 1161 nt
Organism: Sphenostylis stenocarpa
Lineage: Eukaryota; Viridiplantae; Streptophyta; Magnoliopsida; Fabales; Fabaceae
Source: the annotation of a GenBank genome assembly
AUGAUGACAAUGAGGACAAAGCAAAGUUUUUUGUGGUGUGUAUGGAUUUUGCUUUGCAGGCCUUGUGUGGGAACGUUUGUGGUGGAGAAGAACAAUUUGAAAAUCAGUUCUCCACAAUCGUUGAAAGGUAUAUAUGAAUGUGCAAUUGGGAAUUUUGGGGUUCCCAAGUAUGGAGGAACCAUGAUUGGCGCAGUGGUAUACCCCAAGACUAAUCAGAAUGGAUGUAAACCCUUUGAUGCCUCUUUGAGUUCCAAGCCCGGAACCUUUCCCAGUUUUGUUCUAAUUGAUCGAGGAGAAUGCUUCUUCACUUUAAAGGCAUGGAAUGCACAAAAAGCUGGAGCAGCGGCUAUUCUUGUUGCAGAUGACAGGACAGAACCGUUGAUCACCAUGGACACACCUGAGGAAGGAAAUGGUGCUGGCAACGACGAUUAUGUUGAGAAGAUCAACAUUCCUUCUGCCCUUAUCAGCAAAUCACUAGGGGAUAAUAUCAAGCAUGCUCUCGCUAGUGGGGAAAUGGUGAAUGUAAAUCUUGAUUGGAGAGAGGCUCUUCCUCAUCCUGAUGAGAGAGUAGAGUAUGAGUUUUGGACAAGUAGCAAUGAUGAGUGUGGGCCAAAGUGUGAAAGUGAACUUAACUUUGUCAAGGGUUUUAAAGGGGCAGCUCAAUUACUAGAGCAGAAAGGGUUUGCAAAGUUUACCCCUCACUACAUAACUUGGUAUUGUCCAGAAGCAUUUAUAUUGAGUCAACAGUGCAAGUCCCAGUGCAUAAAUAAUGGGAGGUACUGUGCACCAGAUCCUGAGCUAGAUUACAAAAGAGGGUACAAUGGUAGAGAUGUUGUUAUCCAAAACUUACGUCAAGUAUGCUUCUUUAAAGUGGCAAAUGAAAGUGGAAAGCCUUGGCAAUGGUGGGACUACGUGACUGACUUUUCAAUCCGUUGUCCAAUGAAAGAAAAUAAGUAUACUCAAGACUGCUCAGACCAAGUUAUUAAAUCUCUUGGUGUUGAUUUGAAGAAAGUUAAAGAUUGUAUAGGAGAUCCUAAUGCAAAUGUAGAGAACCCUGUUCUCAAUGCUGAACAGGAUGCACAGGCAAGCUGUCAAAAGCAGCAGUACUCAAGGCAAUCUGUUCAGGUUUCCAAGAGACCACUGAGCCAUCAAUUUGUUUAA